UUUUUUUAAUCUAUUAUAGUGAAUAUACCUAGGUCCCUGCCUGGAAGUAUUGGUGAUCCCCUGCUACUAGACACGGAAGCCUGUUUAGCGAAAGCUUCUUCUAUUCCGUCCACAACCUUUUGAACCAUUUGAACUCAUUUGAACAACUGAGGCAUAGUUACCACUUGACGCAAAAAUUCAAAAUAUUUGUUUACGCUGUACAGAAUCGUCUUUAAAUUUUAAGAAUAAUUAUAGCUUAAAAUUGCUACUUAGGUAUUACUCACUAUGGUUACAAAGUGCUUGGUACAAUUUUGAGCUAAGGUAUUUUAUCAAAAGAUUCAACAUGUCUGACAACAGCAAUAAUAAGAUUCCUAACUAUGUACACCAGGCUGUUAUUAUGAACGAAACUAUUAAAAAAGAGUUGAGGCAUCAAAAAAUAUUCACGGAAUAUAGUAUCAAUCCUUUUAAGAAAACUGAUAAACCAAAUAGAAUACAAGAAGCUGAUGCUGAAGACAAACACUUUGCGGAAGUUAUACAACGCGCUUCUUUGGAACCACCAAAGAAAUAUAUCGAACCUCAAACAGAAAAUCAGGAAUAUGGUUGGAUAAGUCAGCCAUUAAUGGAAAUAGACAGGAGUGAUCCAAGGUUUUAUCGUCCUAAAGUUGCUUGUGAAAUGACAAAAUUUAUGGAUGCAUAUUGGAAGCUAAAUGAACAGCGUAAAUUGAAUUCGAUAAUGUUGUUGAAUUCCUUUGAAUAAAAUAUGCUCGAACUGCGGUGUAUGCUACUUAGAUUGACAGACACAAGUAGUAUGUAACACCAAUCAAAAGUGGAAAACCUGGCAACAGGAGGCAAUGAAGGUCGACUUGAAGAAAACAGAAGCGGAAUUAGAAAGGAAUUGUGAAUCGGAAGAAUCUUACAGGAUAUGGAUGACAAGUGAAUACAUGGAUCCUCGUUCAGCUUCAACACGCGUCUUAGUAGCCGGUCUCUGGCUGUUAGUUCUUAUUAUAAUUGCAAUGUUUUCGGCUAAUUUAGCGGCCAAAUUAACCGUCUCCGGUUUACAAGGGGAAAUUAAUACCUUCAAGAAACUAAUUGAACAAAAAGACGUUAAGGCCUGGAUUGUCUCAACACUUUAUUAGAUUUCUGAAUUACGAUUUUAUUCAGUCACAAAUGAAACUUAUUUUCUCCAUCAAUGCAUUAUUACUACGAUUGAAAUACCCUUUUUAAAAAUUGUUGCAUGGUUACAGACGUUUAUUCUUUAUCUUUUUAUAAACUAAAACGCACCGUCCUAAUUAAAUCUAGCUUCAAACUGUAGUAAUUAAUUCAAGCCUCAAAUAAUCCAUGAUAUAAAUUCAAGAUACAGUCAGACUUCAAUGAGAUGAUUAUGCAUGCUAAAGCAAUUAUAAAGCUUCAUAGUAAUUAUUUCCAAGUAGCUUAGUAAACUCAAAUGGAUUAUGUGUUGUAUUAAGCAUACACUUUGAUAUUUACAUUACAAAGGAAAUUUUAGUAAUUCCCUACUUAAACAAGAUAACAAACCUUAUAUCGAACAAGUGAAUAUUAGUUUUCAGUAACUUUCUUCUCAGGCUCUGGAUUAACGAGAAAAAAAGUGUAAUUUUUAUGGAAAACGUAGUUGUAAGUGAAUAUGGAUAGGAUUAUACGAGUACGGCUUGCGUAAACAACCUAACAGAAGCCAAAUAUCAAUAUCUUAUCUAUGAUUUAUUAUUUCUGGACUAAACUGAUUGAAAAGCUAAUGUACAGCUUGACUACAUUGAGAGUCCUUCUAUGAUGCCAAUUAGUCAAAGAAUCAAGAUAUUUCUAGCUGCCAUUUUCUUUUCCAUCACCUUAAAUAAUGAAGUUUGAUUCUGUGAAUGAAACGUUUCGAUUUCUUUUAUGACGAAGUGUGAAGUGAUAGAAAUAAAUGUGUUGUUCAC
Messenger RNA from Schistosoma spindalis, 1907 nucleotides. NCBI's taxonomy places the organism in Eukaryota, Metazoa, Platyhelminthes, Trematoda, Strigeidida, Schistosomatidae. The record is from the annotation of a GenBank genome assembly.